Messenger RNA from Helobdella robusta, 1167 nucleotides. RefSeq lists its product as hypothetical. Gene Ontology annotation, biological process: microtubule cytoskeleton organization; intracellular signal transduction; protein phosphorylation. The coding region runs from base 1 to 1167 and encodes 388 amino acids. Lineage: Eukaryota; Metazoa; Annelida; Clitellata; Rhynchobdellida; Glossiphoniidae. The transcript is spliced from 9 exons. Gene Ontology annotation, molecular function: protein serine/threonine kinase activity; tau-protein kinase activity; ATP binding. The record is from RefSeq and is a predicted model, not a curated record. Gene Ontology annotation, cellular component: cytoplasm.
AUGAAGGUCGAUCCUUCUACUGCCUGUGUCGGUGGGGGGCCAGCCCGUGUGGGGUACUAUCAGAUGGAGACCACCAUCGGGAAGGGUAAUUUUGCUGUCGUUAAACUAGCCACAAACAUCGUCACAAAAUCUAAGGUGGUUGCAAUAAAAAUAAUUGACAAAUCCAGAUUGGAUCCAGAAAAUUUAAAAAAAAUUUACAGAGAAAUUCAGAUUAUGAAAUUGUUGUGCCACCCUCACAUUGUCCGACUUUAUCAGGUAAUGGAGACAGAGACAAUGAUUUAUUUGGUUUUAGAAUAUGCAAGUGGGGGAGAAAUAUUUGACCACUUGGUAGCACACGGUCGAAUGAAUGAAAGAGAUGCAAGACAAAAAUUUAAACAGAUUAUCACUGCUGUGGCUUAUUGUCAUUCCAGAUCAAUUGUCCAUCGAGAUUUGAAAGCUGAGAAUUUACUUUUAGAUGCUAACAAGGAUAUCAAAAUUGCAGAUUUUGGAUUUAGCAACUACUGUGCAUCAGGAAAUUUGUUAUCAACCCACUGUGGCAGUCCUCCAUACGCAGCUCCAGAACUCUUUGAAGGGCACCAGUAUGAUGGGCCAAAAGUUGAUAUUUGGAGUUUGGGAAUUGUGUUGUAUGUGUUGGUGGUGGGCAGCCUGCCCUUCGAUGGCAGCAACCUUGCCAGUCUCAGGAAACGAAUUUUGGCUGGCAAGUUCAGAGUGCCUUUCUUCAUGUCUACAGAAUGUGAAGACUUGAUAAGGUGCAUGUUGAAUGUCGACCCAACAAAACGGGCCAGCAUGAAUGAUAUAAUCAACCAUCGUUGGCAGCUGACACAAAAGCAGCCAAAUGCUGAUGUAGUCCAACCAAAUGUUGCUGUUGAUGAGGUGGAGGAGGAGUUGAACCAGGUCGUGUUGCAACACAUGAGUGAUUUGAAAAUUGAUGUCAACCAGACAGUCAAGAGCGUGAAAGAGAAGCAAUAUGACUACCUGAGUGCAAUCUACCACUUGCUAGUGGACAGAUAUCGUAGGAUGGGCGCCUCCAAGCUCACCAACACAGUCUCACCAACUCACCUGCCACAAGCCACCAGGUCACAGAGGAGAUCCAGCAUAACAACUGGAAUUGGUCAGUUUGUUCUCAUGUACUUUUUUCUCAUAUACAUUAUAUUUUAUAUAUUUUAG